Molecule: messenger RNA, 2766 nt
Organism: Plectropomus leopardus (leopard coralgrouper)
Lineage: Eukaryota; Metazoa; Chordata; Actinopteri; Perciformes; Serranidae
Product: E3 ubiquitin-protein ligase TRIM39-like
Molecular function (GO): protein binding; zinc ion binding
Source: RefSeq, a predicted model, not a curated record
GUUUCAGUAAGCAGCAUUUCCGAGGAAAUGAAAGUAAACGCAAGUUAAGCUACCUCUGACACAUCAGUAGCUUUCCACAGGCAACACAGACUUCUCUGCAGACAUGGCCUCAGCCAGCAGCUUCCUAUAUGAAGAGCAGCUCCUGUGUUCAAUCUGUCUGGAUGCGUUCACUGAACCCGUCACGACUCCAUGUGGACACAACUACUGCAAGUCCUGUAUCACAGGGUACUGGACCAGGACAGACCUGAUCCAGUGUCCCCUCUGUAAGAAGAAGUUCCGCAGGAGACCACAGCUUCAGGUCAACACAGAGUUCAGAGAUAUGGUGGAGCAUUUCAACAACAUGAGGGUGAGGGGGGGCGAUGACAUCCUCGCCAAACCAGGGGAGGUGCCCUGUGACAUCUGCCUUGAGCCGAAGCUCAAAGCCCAGAAGACGUGCCUGGUGUGUUUGGCCUCGUACUGCCAGACUCACCUGGAGCCUCAUCAGAGAGUCACAAACCUUAAGAAGCACCAGCUGAUCGACCCCUCAAACCUGGAGGACAGGGUGUGUAAGAAGCACGACAAGACGCUUGAGUUCUUCUGUCACUUUGACCAGAUGUGUGUUUGUUCCACGUGCUUAAAAGAGGAACAUGCAAUGCAUGGUACUGCCCCGUUAGAGCAAGUGUUCAAAGACAAGAAAUGCCAGCUAGACUAUGUGAUAUCACACAUAAAAAUGACGGAAAACGCUAAAUCUGAGAAUAUUAAGGCAAUCAAGCACGCGGUUGAACGCAGCAACAAAGAAUCAAAGGAAGAGAUAGCAGUCAUUGUUGACGUUUUCACCGCUCUAGUGGUCCCUCUGAUAAGCAGGCGUGCUAAGCUGAUUGAAGUGAUCCAGGAGAAGCAGAAAGCAACAGAAAAGGAGGCUGAAGACUGCGUGACACAGCUGGAGCAAGAAAUCGCAGAGUUGAGAAGAAGAAGGUCCGAAAUGGAGAAGCAUUUACAAACAGAGGACCACCUCCUCUUCCUUCAGAGCUGUCCAUCCCUUUUCUUUCCAGUGAACACCAUCGUAUAUGACGCCCUGACCCAGUCCCCCCAGCUAAUUGAGCUCUCUGCCAUCAGUCAGCAGAAUUAUGUGGGGACGGUGAAAAAAGCAGUGGCUCAGAUGGAAAAGAUGCUCAGUAAGGAGAUGGAGAGGCUUAUUGAGGAGGUCAGGUCAUCUGAUGGAUGUGAGGCCGAUGAAUGGCCCAAAGUAGAAGUGUGGACUCCGCCUCAGGACAAACUGAUGAUGAUCCAGCAGUGUAAUGCGGUGAAUGUGACUCUUGACGCCUACACAGCCCAUCCAAGACUCAUGGUGUCUGAGAAUGGGAAACAACUGAGAUUUCAUGAAGGUCAACCAUCUCUUACUACCUUAUUUGGGAGAAGAUUUCAACACCAUACCCUCAUUCUUGGGAAAGAGGGGUUUUCCUCAGGCAGGUUUUAUUAUGAGGUUCGGGUCAGUGGAAGUAAAGGAUGGCUGUUGGGAGUGGUCAAAGAGUCCGUAAACAGGGAGUUGUUCUGGUAUCCUACCCCAGCCGAUGGAGGUUGGACAGUUGGUGCAAUCUACAACGACGUUGAAGAGAAAUGUUUUGCUAAUUCUACAUUCUCUGCUCCUUUGUCCCUGAGUCAAAGGCCCCAGACAGUUGGUGUGUUUGUAGAUUAUGAGAAGGGAGAGGUCUCCUUCUAUGACGUGGACACCAGGACUCUGAUCUACUCCUACACAGGAUGUUCCUUUAUUGAGAAUGUACCAGCUUUAAAGGCUUUUCUCUAUUAUCUGGCAGGUACAUCCGUCAGUGGCAGACAGAAGCUAUACCCUUUUUUUGGUAUCUUUGAAGAUAAUUCUGACAACAUGCUUGAAAUCACACUCCUGUAACCUGAGCAACAAGUGCCACAUACAUCAGAGUAGAUUAACCUACCUGAGGGUAAUAGUAGUAACAUCAGACAAAUACAAAAGGACCAAUACUCAGUGUAAUAUAGUCUUUGAAUUCAUUCUUAGCCUUUUGUUUUUCCAGUUAUAGAGAUUUUAACUGAAGAAGGUAAUGGUGGUGAGGUUCAUUUCAAAUUGGGGACAAAGGCAGAAGGCACAUCAGUCAUAUAUUAACAUACAUUUGCAAUACCUAAAUAUGACUAUGAGAUGGCACCGUUGUUUAACGAAGGAUCCGGUCUGUUUCUCAGAGAGGCUCGGAGGAAACAACGGGGUGAAUAGUACCAUCAUAAAAACCCAAUUUUUUUCUUUGGCACUGUCAAAAAAGCUUUUGAUGUAUGGUUCAACACUUAUUGAUUAGUCAAUCUAUUGAAAUUUAACAUUAUAAUGAUUUUUGAUAAGAGCAAAACAUUUAAGACACUUUUUAAUGCAAAAAUGCCCCAAAGUGGCUGUUUCUAGCUUCUCACAUGUCAGCGUUUGCUUAUUUUCUUGUGCUUUUUUGAUAGUUAACGAAAUAUCUUUUGGUUUUGAACUGUUGACUGGACAAAAAAAUUAAAACUUCAAUAUCUGAAUUUGGCCUUUGUGGAAUUGUUAUAGACAUCUUUCAAGGUCCUCUGCAAUUUUAAGGUCAAAUCUGAUAAUUAGCUAAUCAUCUGAGCCUACAUAGUCAGUGGGGAUGUAAAAAACUUAUAUCUAUUUUUUUAAUUGUGAUUACAGAACAACUUCUUCAUGCAAAAAUUUUGUUUAUCGUUAAUUCUUUCAGUUUAAGUAUUCGAUUUAAGUGUACAAUUGAUAGCACAUGAUGUGUAUCCUUUUAUGUUUUGAUGACU